Messenger RNA from Trichoderma virens Gv29-8, 1632 nucleotides. RefSeq lists its product as uncharacterized. The transcript is spliced from 6 exons. The record is from RefSeq and is a predicted model, not a curated record. The coding region runs from base 1 to 1632 and encodes 543 amino acids. Lineage: Eukaryota; Fungi; Ascomycota; Sordariomycetes; Hypocreales; Hypocreaceae.
AUGACCACUUCUUGGAGUAAAUGGUAUGAGUCUGGGUCAGGAGACUAUGACUCUCUACUGAUCUCUGCGCUCAGCUUUAUCAACACUGCCCUGGAAAAGUGUAAGAAAAUUAAUGAGCAGUUAAAUGCACAGCCUUGGUGGGACAGCGACAGGCAGCCAGGAUUGGUAGCGACAAAGAUAGUUGAGAGUGCACCGAUACAGCUGAAGAAGGCAAGACUGUAUGAAGCGGCAUGGGUGCAGAGCCGCAUCAUAAAAGAGAGUGAGCGGAUCUUGCAUAAGAAAAAAUCCAAGCCGGAGCUGCUAUCGAAAAUUGCCGAUUCAGCUUAUGCACUGAUCGAUGUUGCAAAGCAGAUUAAGCCAAUCGUUGAUAUAUUUAUUCCACAGAGCCCUGAAUAUUCCAUUCCAUAUGCCUGCCUCUGGAUUAUUUUCAAAGGUAUCUCGGAUAGGAAAGAAAAAAUUGACUCAGUACAUAACCUUAUUACAUCUCUAUCUGAAGAUAUUCCAAUUCUGGAAGUUUACAAGGAUAUGGUCCCAACGAGAAACAUGAAACAAGCGCUUACUGAGUUCUACAUACACACUUUGGAUUUACUUUGGAGGCUUUCAAUGUACUAUUGUAACAACUUCUUCGUACAGCUAUCUGACGCCAUGCUGCCACGUACAAAAUAUAAGUUCCCUACGUACAUUGGGAAUAUUACGAAAGCAUCAGCUAGGAUAAAGACGUUGUGUGAAGUAGGGCAUAUGGCAGAGCAGAAAGAUAUCAAAAAGACUAUCGACGUUCUACAUAAUGAAAUUUAUUCGAUGAGCCAGGAAAUGCAAAAAAUAAGCAUCGCGCAAUCUCGUCAUUACAUCUCAAAAAUCCUUGACUGCUGGGAUUAUGAUGUUGAUGACGUCGAAGAUGAAUUUCGUAAAUGGCAAUCAUUGCGUUUCUUUACUGAUAUGCGUGACCACUGGGGUUAUAACGGGAUUCUCCCGCGCCUCGCCGAAUGGCGUAAGCUCUGCGAUAACUCUGAGAAUUCUAUCCUUUGGGUGUCGACUGAGAAUAAUGAACGGCAAUUCUGGAUAACCGAGUUCUCUAUCAAUCUCAUCGAUAUAUGCCGCACGCAGGGCCAGCUGAUAACAUUUGCCAUGUGCGACCGCCCAAAAGGCGUGAAAUGGACGCCACAGCAGGUCUUGAAGCAGCUUAUUUCGCAGCUUCUAAUUUCUAGACCAAGCUUAACCAUUUCUGCGCCACAUAUUGUUAAUACCAAGAAGUUUUGCAAAGCGAAGAGCUUUGAUGCUAUUUUGAAACUACUACAUUCAAUUAUGGCUCUAGUUGGAUCGGUGGUUAUUGUCAUCGACCACCUCGACAAGUGUGUUCCCGAUCUAGCUGCCUCACGGGUCAAUGUUGCCAAUGCGCUUUCCCUGCUAGUUAAAAUGCACCCGCAAAGUCGAAUCAUUGUUACCACUGGCCAGGUGGUGCCGCCAUCGACGUUACCUGGCCGCCCUAUCAGUUUUGCAAUAGUGAACACGAAACGACGUCCGCGAAUAUUGGAGUACAAAAGAACAUCGACCGUCCAGCGCCAACAUUCGGGGGCACCAUAUACAGGAAUGUAUCCUAUGACCGAAAAAGAUUUUCUAAAACAUUAUGGAUAA